AUGCCUGCAACCAAGAGGUGGCACUUUGAGUUUCUCGUGGGUGGAGUCAGUGGUAUCACUGUGUACAAGAAUGGUGCAAGGAUUAAGAGCUACAAACUCCCAAAUCGCCCAGUCUUGGAAAGUGUAUAUUCAAUAGGUACUCCUUCUACUAGAAAGACUUGUGAUAAGGUUAAAGAAUACCUAGAUCAAGCCAUUGAGGUCACAUUUAAAUGCAAGACUACUGUGCUCCUGAACCGGAAGGAGUUUGAAUGGAAUAAAUCAGCAUUUUGUCGACUGUUGAGGCUGUCUCCUGGGGCGAGAGCAGUCGACUUCAUUCAAGUCUUCAACCAACUGACAAAGUUCAAUUCUGACCGAGGCUUCUUAGUUCCUGUAAGCCCCCUGCCAACCAGUUCGGAGUUGCUAACUGAGGAGGCGUUGUCUGAUGGUGGUGACUCUGAGGAUGACCACCCGCUGUCUUCAUUGACAAGUACCCAAAGCAUAGACGGCAGCCACCAACUUGGAGAAAAGAGAAGUCAGCAGGAGGAGGAAGUAUCGAGAAAGAGGAUGAAGCACAAAGAUACUAUGGACGAUGCGAUCUUCACCAAGAAGAUUGGAACUAUUGAUCUCCAGCUGAGAAACCUCUCAGAACCCAAAACACAAUGCUGUUUAAGAACGGUUGACACUGUGUACCUCCGAUUGCUGUUCUGUGCAUUUCUGUUGAGAGCAUAG
This is a messenger RNA of Halichondria panicea, 708 nucleotides long. RefSeq lists its product as uncharacterized. Bases 1 to 708 code for a protein of 235 amino acids. The transcript has 5 exons. NCBI's taxonomy places the organism in Eukaryota, Metazoa, Porifera, Demospongiae, Suberitida, Halichondriidae. The record is from RefSeq and is a predicted model, not a curated record.